AUGGGCAACAUGGCAACAGAGAUCGUUGCCUUCGUCCUGACGAUCUCCGGGUGGAUCCUGGUGUCGUCCACCCUGCCCAUAGACUACUGGAAGGUGUCGUCUGUGGACGGGACGGUCAUCACCACGGCUACAUUCUGGUCUAACCUGUGGAAAACAUGUGUGACCGACUCCACCGGCGUGUCCAACUGCAAGGACUUCCCUUCGAUGCUGGCGCUGGAUGCCUACAUCCAGGUGUGCCGGGGGCUGAUGAUCGCCUCCGUGUGUCUGGGGUUCUUUGGUGCCGUCUUGGCCUUGGUAGGAAUGAAGUGCACCAAAAUAGGAGGCUCUGAGGCCACCAAGGCUCGCCUGACCGUCGUCUCGGGCUUCCACUUUGUCCUCAGCGGCCUCUGCUGCAUGACUGCGUGCUCCAUAUAUGCUCACAGGAUCACGACAGACUUCUUUGACCCCCUCUUUGUUGCCCAGAAGUUUGAGCUGGGAGCGGCUCUCUUCAUCGGCUGGGCCGGAUCCGUGCUGUGCAUCCUGGGGGGACUCAUCUUCUGCUUCUCCAUGCCCGAGGGCUCCAGCGACAGGCGAUACUCAUACGCUGGAGCUGCAUCGUUUGUGACGGCACGCAACAAGUGCAGGAAGACAGUCAACAGCCUUCAGAAGGAACCGGGGGAGUCGGGCCGGCAGUUUGGAAGAAACGCAUAUGUCUGA
This is a messenger RNA of Pungitius pungitius (ninespine stickleback), 696 nucleotides long. RefSeq names its product claudin 10a (gene cldn10a). Gene Ontology annotation, biological process: cell adhesion; bicellular tight junction assembly. The transcript has 5 exons. Gene Ontology annotation, cellular component: bicellular tight junction; plasma membrane. The record is from RefSeq and is a predicted model, not a curated record. NCBI's taxonomy places the organism in Eukaryota, Metazoa, Chordata, Actinopteri, Perciformes, Gasterosteidae. Gene Ontology annotation, molecular function: structural molecule activity. The coding region runs from base 1 to 696 and encodes 231 amino acids.